AAAGUAAAAGCGUAAACAAACGCCAGUCGCACACAAAAAACCCGACCCACCACCAGCACUUUUCUCACUCUCGGCAGCAGUAGUUCCCUUCUUUGUAUUCUUCACUGUCAUUUCUGCCAUUUUCCUCACCACAGACAAUCCUGUUUAGAAAAACAACAAUCCUGUUUUGUAGCAUCAUCCUAUCCGAUCAUCCGAAACUACGUCCACUAAUUCAGAGUGUCCAACUCACUCGUUGAAGCGAAAAACCCGAACGCAAUCAACAGGGACUCCAUCUUUUCCUUUCUCCACAGUGGAACGAUACGGCAGCAAAAUUAAUUACUCAAAGUUCCACAAUGCGAUGUCGCUGUCGGCGAUGUCGAAGCCGAUCCUGUACUCGUACUGGCGGAGUUCCUGCUCGUGGCGGGUGCGGAUAGCGCUGAACCUGAAGGAGAUUCCGUACGACAUCAAGCCGAUCAGUCUGAUCAAAUCGGGCGGCGAGCAGCACUGCAACGAGUACCGCGAAGUCAACCCGAUGGAGCAGGUGCCGUCGCUGCAGAUCGAUGGGCAUACCUUGGUAGAAUCGCUAGCAAUUUUGCACUAUCUGGAGGAGACGCGUCCCCAGCGUCCCCUGCUACCGCAGGACGUCCUGAAACGUGCCAAGGUUCGCGAGAUUUGCGAGGUCAUCGCCUCCGGCAUCCAGCCGCUGCAGAACCUGAUCGUGCUGAUCCACGUCGGCGAGGAGAAGAAGAAGGAAUGGGCCCAACACUGGAUCACCCGUGGAUUCCGGGCCAUCGAGAAACUGCUGUCCACGUCGGCCGGCAAGUUCUGCGUCGGCGAUGAAAUCACCCUGGCCGAUUGCUGUCUCGUACCGCAGGUGUUCAACGCCCGGCGCUUCCACGUCGAUCUGCGUCCGUAUCCGAUCAUCUUGCGCAUCGAUCGGGAACUAGAGGGCCAUCCGGCGUUCCGCGCGGCGCAUCCUUCGAAUCAACCGGACUGCCCGCCGGAAGCGGCCAAGUAGGAGGGCACUGUGCCCAUCGAGAAACUCGGAAAUGAGAGCAAAACAAUAUAGAGUUGUCUAGGUCUCAAACAAACGUUCAAAUGAUAUACACAAAACAACACGCAUAAAUUACCUACCUAUUAACGCUGGUUAUUUACAAGUAAAACAGACAAAAAAUUAGUGUUCGCUUAAUGGAGAUUCUAAAAUUUUUAACCUAACCUAACCUAACAACGCAAAGAUUGAGGGAGAGGAAAAGUAACGAAUCAUGUAUACAAAAUCGAACCAGAGACAACUAGACAAAGCGACAACAAAUUCUUCGUGGGUGGAACUUUUCAAAAAAGGACGCCCACCCAAAACUAAGUUUUACUCAUUUCAAAAUGGCGGAAAAUGAUCUGUUUUUUU
This is a messenger RNA of Ochlerotatus camptorhynchus, 1378 nucleotides long. RefSeq names its product probable maleylacetoacetate isomerase 2. The record is from RefSeq and is a predicted model, not a curated record. Lineage: Eukaryota; Metazoa; Arthropoda; Insecta; Diptera; Culicidae. Gene Ontology annotation, biological process: glutathione metabolic process; L-phenylalanine catabolic process. Bases 338 to 997 code for a protein of 219 amino acids. Gene Ontology annotation, molecular function: maleylacetoacetate isomerase activity; glutathione transferase activity. The transcript has 4 exons. Gene Ontology annotation, cellular component: cytoplasm; mitochondrion.